AUGGCAGUCAUCACUUCAAUCUCAUCAAUCCAAACAGGUCUCGAUACUUUCUGGAAGAAUAAUCUCGGAUCCGAUGAGAUCAUUACCAAAUCACCAAAUAUCCUUCCCAAACAUGUCUACUCAAGAAUUUUCGGUGAACACAAGCCUUUGAGCAAGAUAUCCGGCUGUAGCGUUAACAUCUCGUACGAUGCCGCCGUCAAAGAAUGCGAAGCAAAAGUUGCAGCCAUUGUAACAGAAUGCCGACGAAACAAUACUAAGUACACUGACAAUGAUUUCGAUCUCGAUGAUAUGGAUUAUUGUUUGAAGCCCUUGACUGUUACGGAGCCGGACACAUCAAAUAACAGGGAGCACACAGAGCCAGAAUCUUCAAGGAGAGCCGACAUUACAAGGAAUAUCAUUACCAGAACCAGUAAUGUAAAGUCAACUGCUACUAAAGUACGAGAACCUGCUUGUGCAAAGAGAGUAGGAGAUAUCUUCGAACACCCAAGAUUCUUCCUAGAUCAUGAAGCUCAUGUACAGGAUAUACGACAGGGUUCCGAGGGAGAUUGUUGGUUCAUAUCUUCAUUGGGAUGUCUGACCGUAGACGAAGCAUUCCCCGGACUUAUACACAGGCUAUGCCCCCGAAAUGCUCGAGAUGAAGUCAUCGGCGUAUAUGGAUUUGUUUUCUAUCAUGACGGAGAAUGGAUUUCGGAGGUUAUCGAUGAUAAAUUGUACCUCACGAAUCCUGAUUAUGAUGAUUGUGACGACGAUCGAAGAUCAGUUUGGGAUCAUUCUCAUGAAAGACUUGACCCUGAAGCUUCGCGUGCGGAAUAUAAAAAGACGUUUCAAACCGGCUCGGAUGCUUUGUUCUUCGGAUCUUGUACUGAUUCGAAUGAGACUUGGGUACCAUUGAUUGAGAAGGCUUUUGCCAAGGUUCAUGGCGAUUUUGAUUCAAUCAACGGAGGCUGGCCUGGUGAGGGAGUCGAAGAUAUUACUGGUGGUGUUACUACUGAAUUUCUUUCCUCCGCCAUUCUCGACAAAGACUUGUUCUGGUCUCAAGGAUUCAUGAGAAUCGGUAAAGAUUUUAUAUUCAGUGCAGGUACAAGAACUUACAAUCAUCCCGAUCCAAACGAACUCGGAAGACAAGGUAUUGAGGAUGACCAUGCAUACUCUGUUCUCCGAGCGGUGGAAUAUCAAGGAAAUCGGCUUUGUCUCGUGAAAAAUCCUUGGGGAGAAGUCGAAUGGAAUGGACCAUGGUCUGAUGGCUCCAAGGAAUGGACUCGUGAGGCACUCGAUGCCCUGAAUCAUAGAUUUGGUAAUGAGGGCAUUUUCUGGAUGCCUUAUGAGGAUUUCCUGAAUCAUUAUGUCCAGAUCUGGAGAACCAGACUCUUUCAUUGGGAAUGGUUCAAGUGGAAUGUUACCCAACACUGGACGACAGUUAACGUUCCUUGGUCUGGAGAUUACAACGAAACCUCCUUCCACUUCACCAUCCCCAUCCGAACCACAACCAUCAUUGUCCUUUCCCAACUCGACACCCGCUAUUUUGGCGGUCUGACUGGCCAAUACAUCUACUCCCUCUCAUUUCAUCUCCACGCCUCCGGGGAGAAAACCCACAUUGUCCGCGGCUACUCCAGCGGCGAUCGUUCUGCUACCACCGAGAUAUUCCUCGAGGCAGGUACUUAUGAAAUAUUUCUCCAGAUCACUGGUUAUCGCGAUGCUACGCUUCCCAAGAUUGAAGAGGUCGUCAAGCAGAAUUGGCUCGAUAGGAGAGAUAAAUUGAUUCAGAUUGGGCUGAAGCAUGAUGUGGCACAUGCUAAGGGUAUUAUGCACGAUGAUUUAUCUAAAAAGAAGGAUAGAAUGUCUCUUACUACUCCUGUCACUCUUAGUACCCCCGAUAUCCUUACACCUCCUUCUACUCCGGCUGCUACGCCUACUACACCCACUGGCAAAGAUGUAAUAUCUACUACUGAAGAUGCCUGGAAUGCAUCUUGCGUCGUUGGUCUCAAAGUAUAUACUUAUCAAACUAUAGCAACGAUUGGAUUGGGAAAAGCACCGGUAAGUGAUGGUGUGGGACUUGGAAUUGGCGGGGUUGAAGGGGUUGAAGGGGGAAAGGAACAGGGUAUUCGUAAGCUACUCUCUUUACUUGAUGAUGGUUUUGCGAGUAACUUACGUAAAGUGAAGGUCAAGAUGAAUAAGAAGAGUUUGAAGAUGAAGUGGAAGUUUAGGGAUAGGAGGGGGGUGGAAGGGGUGGAGAUGGGGAUGGGAAUUGAUAUGAGGUUGAGGAAUUAG
Molecule: messenger RNA, 2268 nt
Organism: Sclerotinia borealis F-4128
Lineage: Eukaryota; Fungi; Ascomycota; Leotiomycetes; Helotiales; Sclerotiniaceae
Source: the annotation of a GenBank genome assembly